Acanthosepion pharaonis is the source of this 1329-nucleotide messenger RNA. The record is from the annotation of a GenBank genome assembly. Lineage: Eukaryota; Metazoa; Mollusca; Cephalopoda; Sepiida; Sepiidae.
AUGCUGACCUUCUUUCUUUAUGUUCUCUCAUUCCACUUAGCGCAGCAAAUUGGAAGUUUUUUUCUCUCUGUUACUUUUACCUUUUCUUUUCUUCCCUUUCUCAAAUUGGUCUUCUCGACACUCUCCUCUCACUUCUGCAUCGAUAACCACUCUCUCUUUCGAUUUCUCUCACUUUUUCAAUCACUCCGACACAUUCUAUAUUUCCUUCUCCCACUCUCUCUAUAUAUUUUAUUUUUCUCUCUCACUCUCUCUAUUCCGCCGUUCCCCACUCUCUCAUAUUUCAUUCUCUUUUCUCUUAACCCCCUCCCCGCCUUUAUUUUUUCAGAUUUCAUUUUUCCUGAAAGAAAUCUACAAAUGGCUUCAUCGUCUUUGAGGAAUGAGAUAAAGGAAGCGAAAAAGCGGCUCGUCGACUUGCAGGAAGAUGUCGAAGAUUUCGAAAAGCGGCUCCGUGAAAGGAUUGAACGGACGAGGAAAUCGAUUAAACAAUUAUCAAUCGAUUGCGAAUUGAAUUCCUCAAAAGUCUGGAAGGAUUUUGAUGCGCUGAGGGAAGAGGCACGGAUGAAGGCCGAAGAAUUGUGCAACCAAAUGAGACGAAAGAUGACCGAAAAACAGAGCAAAUGGCGCCAAUCCCUCGAGGAGAAAGAAGAGCUUUUGGAGGAGGCGGAAAAAUGGCUCAUCGAUUUGCGCCAUUUGUUAGGCGACUGCAACGUCGAUGAGGACAUUGUUUGUGAUGUAGAACCGCUGAGAGCGAAGCUUUCAUGGCGGCACCAUAAAUCGUUUGCUCCUGUUGAGGAAGGACAUUUUGUAGUGACCUUUCCAGAAUGGUGCCAACGAUCAUUGGACCAAAUUCAACAAGAAAUGGUCGACUUCAAUGUAGAGAGAUGCCCCCCCCAAGGGAAUUGGAACCUGAAAGCGAAUUCCGCCAGCAGGAUUCGAACCUGGGGUGGAUUCAUUCGAUUGCCACAGCGACGAAGACGGUCACGUGAGUACGGGGAUAUUUUAGUUCGGAUUCACUUACGGAAAAACUCUCUCUCUCUUUGUCUCUCUCUCCCUCUUUCUCUCCCUCUCUCUCCUUCUUCUGUAUCCCUCUUUCCCUCUCCACUCCCUCCCUCUCUCUCUCUCCCUCGUUUGUUUUGUGAUUAUAAAGGAGCAGAGAGAGAAAAAAAUGCCUCUCUAUCCAUAAAGGCACACCCAAGCAGAGCAGAAAUAUGUGGGAGCGCCAUAUCUUUAAAUACAAUGUGUAUCUACUUGUUGGCUGUAUGUCUGCAUACCUCUCUCUCUCUCUCUCUCUCUCCCUCCCUCUCUCUCUCUCUCUCUCUCUCUCUUUAA